AUGAAAGAAAAGAUCUCACAAUUGAUUCACGGCUCAAAAGAAAAAGAAGCGGCAAAGGAUAAACAGCCCGAACAGGAAGCUCCACCGCCUCCAUAUCAGGAGUAUGAGCAAGGGAAAGGAGAUUCACAACCUCCACAAGCAAUUCCAUCAUACGGAGAGAAAGACCAAGAGAAAGGUUAUCAACAAGGAUAUGGCGGACAACCACAACAGGCUGGUUAUGACAAUGUACCACAAGGAUACCCCCAAGAAUAUUCUCAAGGAUAUGGAAACCCACCACAAGGGUAUCAAGGUGAGCAAUAUGACCCAAUGAAAGAUCCCAAUGUGAUUAAGGUCAAGCCACAGAUGGUGAAUAUAUCACAAGCUAAUCCUGAACAUCUUAACCCUUCGUACCAACAGUAUCUUCAGAGAGAUGCGCAAAGAAUCCAGCAAGGUGAUUUUCCUAAGCCCCACGAUUACUAUAAACACGGUGCGCCAUUGAGCGAAGGAAAAGUCAAUCCUAAGCUGAAAACCGGAGGAGGAGCGUUCCCAGGAAGAGGAGGAGCUACAUAUGAUAAUGCUGCCAACAGGUGA
Debaryomyces fabryi is the source of this 570-nucleotide messenger RNA. RefSeq lists its product as uncharacterized. The transcript has a single exon. The record is from RefSeq and is a predicted model, not a curated record. The coding region runs from base 1 to 570 and encodes 189 amino acids. Lineage: Eukaryota; Fungi; Ascomycota; Pichiomycetes; Serinales; Debaryomycetaceae.